Messenger RNA from Monomorium pharaonis (pharaoh ant), 7555 nucleotides. Its product is annotated as ribosomal protein S6 kinase alpha-5. Lineage: Eukaryota; Metazoa; Arthropoda; Insecta; Hymenoptera; Formicidae. The transcript has 7 exons. Gene Ontology annotation, biological process: regulation of DNA-templated transcription; intracellular signal transduction; protein phosphorylation. Gene Ontology annotation, molecular function: magnesium ion binding; ATP binding; protein serine/threonine kinase activity. The coding region runs from base 2212 to 4971 and encodes 919 amino acids. The record is from RefSeq and is a predicted model, not a curated record.
AGAACAGGAAAAUUUGAAAAAUUUUCUCCUAUAAAUUCUUUCAUGAUAAAACAUUUAAAUAAAAUUUUUAUACUUUUCAGCAGGAAAUUAUUGUCACAAGUAAAUUGACUCGAGACAGAAUAAUAUCUUAUAAUCCUGUUGACGAAGAAAAUACAUUUUAAAAGAUUAUCACAUCCCUUUCCUUCCCUUUACUUUUGUGUAAAUAAUUAAUUAAUAAAUUCCUUCACUCGUGUACCAAUCUGACAGCGUUGUUUUCUCGUUUUCUCUCCGGUUUUACGAUCGGAACGCGAUGCAACGCGCCGCGUGCUGACCUUGAUUAUCAAUAAGGAAAAAUCGAUACAUAGAAUUAACGAGAACGCAGUAUACAAUGCCCUCCUCCGAGAAUUAACAGAAUCGCAGUUGUUCCGGCGUAGUCUUUUCAUGAUUCAAGCAAAUAAUAUCAGAGAGCUGCGUUCGACACUUCGGAGUUGCUUCGUAUGAGAUAAAAAAAGAAGCAACGCACAAAAAGCGGCGUGAUAAGAAGUCACACGAAAUCCUCGGGAGCAGGGCCGUGCCAAGCAACUCGGGCGCAAGCGCCAGUGAGAGGAUUGACUUUCAAAAAUUCGGUAAAAUCACGGUCUAAUUUACACGGCGCUACAUGUAGUAAUGUAACUACAUUACUACAUGUAUCUUUCUUUUAUCUUUCAUCUCGUCGUAUUUUGACAUCAAGUAUGGCGGAGCAGUUGCCUGUCUCAUCGGUCGUCAUACGAAACGCGUAUCAAAUGUUACAACAGCGACAAUUGGAGUGGACUCCUCGCAAUCUCGCUCCUUUUAGCCUGGGCUCGAGCGGCGAUUUCGAUUGGACGUAUCGUCGGAGACGACGUUAACGUUCGCCGAGAUUGGAUAGCAACGUCAUCUCUCGACUAUUGUACAUACAAUAGAGGACAUUUUGUAUUUAAGUUAAGACUGGUUGAUUUUGAAAUAUUAACAUAUUCAAAAGUGUCAAUUUAACGUUAUGUCAUUUGAAUAUUUCAAAUUAAAUUGGCAUUCGAUGUUUCUUAAUGUUAAAAUAACACAAUUUAUGGGUAAAUAAGCAAAUAGUAUAAAAAGAAUGUAGUUUUAAAACACGAAUGCUAAGAUUAUCGAAUAAAGUGUACGUGUGUAAACAUAUAUGUUAAUUUUACCGAAGAAGUACAUUUCUACACUUUGUUUUUAAUUUGUGUCAGAGCGUUACAUUUCCUUGUUAAUCUUUCACCUUGUUAAUAUUUUCUCUUUUUCUAAUUCCUAACAUGUUCGUCCUGUGUUAAAUUAACGCAGAAAUUUCAAUGUUCCAUUUGGGGCACGCGACGCAUGCUAAAAUUUAACGCGAAAUUUCCAACGGCGCUCCCCGUCGGAAGGGUAUAACGGUAACGUAAUGCGAUAGGCGCGCGGUUUAUCGCUUGCUCGCGUUCCGCAUGCCGCGGGCUCCGAAUUCGCCGAAUUCGAGGAGGCUCUCGCGACGGGCCUGAGCGAGCGGUCGCGGUCGGCGAGAGCGGCGCGGCUGCGCCGAGAGGCGCCGAGCGCGGCAGUAGCGAAAACGUGCACGGGUCCGACGACACGGCUGUGUGCGGGUCGUCCGUCCGCGGCAUUCGGGCGCGGCGCGAAUCGCGGGUGGCCAUGUAGAAAAAAGGGCCGCGCGGAUAGCGGCAACGACGGCGGCGGCGGCGACGACGACGACGACGACAGCGGUGGCGCUUAACCGUGGGACUUUACCGCGGGUGCGUUGCGGUGCGGUACCCGUGUGCGACGAGCUGCGGCGGACGGGGCGCCGGUGCGCUCAGGCUGCACUUUCUGCACGCGCAGAAGCUCUGGAGUGUGUUCUCACUACGCCGUAGUAUAUUAUCGCGUAUAUUCCGCACGUACCACGCGCGCGCGUGUAUACAUAUACACGGUGGCGCGCGCGCAUGUGUACACGUAGAGCCGCGCGGAACGGACACACGUGUGGUGUGGGUCCGCGUAGCGCGUCAGAGACGUUUCUAUCCGACGCGGAUAUGGGCGUCGUAUCGCGUUAGCCGCGCGGAUCCGUGAGGUUCGCUCGUCCGAUUCGUGACGCGUCCAGCGGGAACGGACGAUAACGGUGACAAGUGCCGCGGCGCGGCGAGGGAAGAGGACGGGGCAGGGAGACAGCAGGGAGAGCGAGGAACGUGAGUGUCAGCGAGAGGGGAGGGGGGGCAGGACGGAAGGGGAGCGGGUAUGGAGAACGCCAUGCAGCCGCCACCUCCACCGCCACCCCCGCCUGCCUUCGACAUGCCACGGAGCAGCACGGAGCAGACGGUCACCCACGAGUUGAUAUUUGUAAAUCUAGCGGACAACGGCAGCCAGAAAGUGGACAUGACACACUUCGACCUGCUGAAAGUCCUUGGCACCGGAGCUUACGGCAAGGUUUUCUUAGUGCGAAAGAGAACGGGUGCUGAUGCUGGGCGGCUUUACGCUAUGAAGGUGCUGAAGAAGGCCUCCAUCGUGCAGAAGAAGAAGACGACAGAACACACCAAAUCUGAACGACAAAUUCUGGAGGCUAUCAGGGACAGCCCGUUCCUAAUAACUCUCUAUUAUGCGUUUCAAACUGACGAUAAGCUCUGUUUGAUCUUAGAAUACGUCGCCGGCGGUGAAAUGUUUACGCAUCUGUAUCAGCACGACUGCUUCACGGAGGACGCAGUACGAUUUUACAUCGGCGAAAUUAUCCUGGCGCUAGAGCGCCUUCAUGAUCUUGGCGUAAUCUAUCGGGACAUCAAACUUGAAAAUAUACUCUUGGACAAGGAAGGGCAUCUUGUGUUGACGGAUUUUGGUCUCAGUAAAGAGUUUCUACCGCACGAGAGAAAUGGCAACGCGCGUACUUACUCGUUUUGUGGAACUAUCGAAUACAUGGCACCGGAAGUGGUAAAGGCUGGCCCGAACGGCCACGACAUCGCCGUCGAUUGGUGGAGUGUGGGCGUGCUAACGUUCGAAUUACUGACCGGUGCGUCGCCUUUUACGGUGGAGGGUGAGAAAAACAACCAGCAAGAAAUAUCGAGGAGGAUAUUAAAGAACGAUCCACCACCUAUGCCAAGCCACUUGAGUGUUAAUGUAAGCGAUUUUAUUACUCGCUUGCUGGUCAAAGAUCCACGACAGAGAUUGGGCGGUGGACCGCGCGACGCUAAAGAACUCAAGGAGCAUCCCUUCUUCAUGGAUGCGGCGCCAGCAUUCACUUGGGAGGGUUUGGAGAAGAAACAAAUCAAGCCGCCUCUGGUUCCAAAAAUCACGCAUGAAUUGGACACCACGAAUUUUUCAGACGAAUUCACAAAGAUGAACGUCGCACUCGACAGCCCGGCAGUAGUUGAUGUUGACUACGCUGAUAAACAUUUUAGGGGUUAUUCGUAUGUAGCACCUUCGAUACUGUUCACCGACAACGUAGUGAGUAGGGAUAUCUUCGGUGGCGAGGAAGGUACCAGUUCGCAGCGACCUUUGUUGUCCGAUCUGCUCAACACGUGUUUCGAGGAGUCCACGUUCUUCCAGACGUACGAGCUAGAUCAAGCGGGACCAGCUCUGGGCGACGGCAGCUUCUCGAUUUGCCGACGGUGCCGUAACCGCAAGACCCAGCAGGAAUAUGCCGUGAAGAUUGUCAGUAGGCGGGUGGAUUGCAGUCGGGAGGAGAGUCUGUUGCGUGCGUGCCAGCGACACGCGAACGUGGUGAAAUUGAUAGACGUUCAUCACGAUCGACUCCACACGUACAUCGUGAUGGAAUUGCUCUCGGGUGGAGAAUUGUUGCAACGUCCGCGACCAUUCUCGGAACGGCAGGCGAAACGGGUGAUGCGGCAGUUGGCGUCCGCGGUGCGGUACAUGCACUCGUGUGGUGUGGUGCAUCGUGAUCUCAAGCCGGAGAACAUCGUGUAUGUGCAUCAAGGCGAGAAUUCGUCGGUGAAGAUAGUUGACUUUGGAUUCGCCCGAAUGAAGAACAGCUGCGAGCCGUUGCACACGCCCUGCUUCACGCUCCCGUAUGCUGCCCCUGAGGUUGUGGCUAACCAGGAAUACGACGAGAGCUGCGACAUGUGGUCCUUGGGGACUAUUCUGUAUUUUAUGUUGUCCAACAAGCCACAAUCCUUCCGCACAGAUACACCUAACGUGGCGAUGCGGAUCAAAACCGGUGAGCUUAAUUUCGACAGUGAAGAUUGGAGUCACGUGUCCCCUGGUGCGAAACAAGUGAUGAAAGGUCUGCUCACGAUCGAUCCUAGCAGCAGACUCACCGCAGCUUCUCUGGUAUACCAUUCGUGGUUGACAAUGCAUGAUGCGACGGUUCCUCCGGUAACGCCCAUCACUGACACAGUUCAUGCGGACAAUGUGGUAGCCGCCAGUUCAACGUCGACGCACGAGCGCGAGGGUUUCCGGUUGCGCGCGGUCGACGCCGCCAAGUUGGCUCAGCGUCGCAAGCAUAAACGUUCCAAUUCCAGUUCCUCGACGUCGAGACCGUCUUCUUCCUCUUCCUCGAGUCCGUCGUCAGUUCAGUUGCUACAUCUACCAAGCGCCACGGCGAGCGCUGCAAACACUUCCACUUCGUCACCAAGCGUCUUCGACUUCAAUGACGAAGUUGUUAACGAGUACCUGAGUUCUCUGUCUUCUUCUUCCGACUCGAAUUCCUCAAUAAGGUUCUCACUCCUACAGGGAUUGGACCGAACCGCGAAGAAGCGGGCUAAACGCAAUGCCGACCACGAAUCGUCGUGUCAACAGGUGAUCCCGAAGAAGCAUCGACAUCGACGUGACGUCGACAGCGAGGCGAGCGGCAGCAGUAGUAAUGGGCCAAUGACGCGAUCGCGGAAACGUAAACUCGAACAGAUAAAUUCCGACAGAGAAAUAGGUUCUGACAAUUCCGGGGAAUCGUUUGAGUCAUCCUCGCAGACCGCGCAUGACGAAGGGGACGUCCAUAAGAGACAUAAAGCUGGCAAGCGACCCAAACGGCUUGCCACGAUUAUAGUCGAGUAGAAUUUUCCUACUUGUGCUUGGUCCAGUAACGCUCCAAUCAAUUCACACCUUAUUUCCUAUGCAUUUUACACGGUAUAUAACACUGCUGCCUUCUCUGCGUUCGUACAGGACACGAACAUCGCAUCAUUCCUAUCUUAUCAGAGUCUAAGGGCCAGUUCAACUAACUCCGAUUAACUUUAAUCAUUAAUUAAAGGGUUGCCAAUAUAAACAAAAUACAAUGGUAAAGGUUAUUGUGAUUGGUUAGCUCCAAUUGUGUUUUGUUACGUUGGCAACCCUUUAAUCAACAAUUAAAGUUAAUUAGAGUUGGUUAAACUGCCCCUUAGACUAUCGUAUAUAGAUGUAUAAAUAGCUAUAACAUAAUUAUGCCAUCCCAUUUUUCUCUAAAUCUCUUGGUCCAUUUUCUAUCUAAAUAUUUAUAUAAUCGAAAAGUGCAUUCUUACGCGAGAUAUUGAUUUGAAUAUAUCGGAUAAAUACUAGAAAUGGACGUGUAUAAAACGACAUUUAUAUCAUUGUGGUCAGGGUCUCAACAAAGGAUCAACGUUUCUCCGCGAGGAUUUAUACAAUAUACACAAUUUAUUACGCAGUGUACAGAAUUUUAUUUUUAUUACCGUUGUGUGUGUGUGUGUGUGAGAGAGAGAGAGAGAGAGAAAGAGAGAGAAAGAGAGAAAAGUGUAAGUAAACGGAUGCGAAUAAGAUGGUGAAUCGUUUUGUUGCGUUAAACUGGGAUUGUCUGUGAUUAUAAUGCGAGGACGACAAACGUUGUAAGUUAUUAUAACUUAUUACACACUCCCGUUAAAAUUUUCUUCCUUUUCGUCACUUCUGCGAUCGAUAAUCAUAGGGAUGACGAUAGCGAUUAACUAUAUAAUAUCCGAUAUGAAGAAAAUUUUAGCGAUCGCUUAUGAGUGUAUAUGUGGUGAAUGUGCCUCAAAAACUCAUUUCACUAUGAGUACAUUAAAGAUAUUAAUGUAGUAGAAAUGACGCGCGAAUACGCGAAGGUAACAAAAGCAACUGUUCUUACCAGUGGUACCUCAUUAUUGAAAAAAGAAAAAAAACAUAUUUGAAAAGCACGAUUUGUUAAAAAGAUAAAAAUUAUAUAAAUUAAGCACUCUUUUACGCAUAAUGUUAUGUAUGAUAAUGAGAGUAUGUACGAUACAUAUUUAUACAACUUAAAAAAUUUUGUUUAUACAUAUAUGUUAAAUAUUCUAUUCAUUUUUACAGACGACUAUAAAAAGAAAUAAUCAUGUUAUUGACUAGAUAAUAAGUGAAAUCGGAAAAAAAUUUUAUUCAGUAUUUAUCGUUUUUUUCGUAGAAAAUCUCGUCACACACUGAUGUAUUUAUAUAGUAUUUGAUAUGCUUGACAAUUUUGAGAAUGAUGGAAACGAAUGAGUUGCGAUAGAGCAUUCAGAGUGCUAUGAAAAAAUGAAUUAGAUUUAAUUAAGUCAGAUUAUUUAUAGCUUUGUGAUCUAAUGAGUUAUCAUUGAUUCGUGAUCAUUGCAAUUCCUCAUAAUUCAGGAGUUGACUAUUUCCCAACUUAUAUAAUAAGUGAAGGAAUUUGUCAACGAAUUGCGAAUUAUUUUGGAUUUAUCCCCUUUGUCGUUUACGCUACGCUUCUUCCAAGAUCUAAACCGCAAAGCAUGUGAGAAGAAAAUGUUUUUUUCUACAUGACAGUUCUAUGUCACAAAAAGGGGAUUUAUAGAAAAAGAGUGAUGUAUUUCCGGCCUUAAACUUUUUUCAUUUAAUUAGAUAUUGCUGUGUUUAUACUAGUGAGAGACGAUUGUCUUAAUCGAUGUGUAAUAAUUGCUGUGAGAGAGAUGAUGUAACAAAAUGGUAAAGACUGAAAUGCGGUUGUAUAUCAACUCAGGGAACAGACGUGUUAAUUGAGUAACGUUUUGUGUUAUCUUGUAACAAAAUGAUAACGAGAUACGCGAAGAAAAGCAUGUGUGCAUGCUUCUACCAAAGAUGACUGAAGCGACACUCCUCUGUUAAACCAAAUAAAGUAACAGUGUGUAGCGGAGAGAAGCUAUACGCGAGAUAUUAUCGAAUUUAAUAUGUAUAUAAUAAUCGUUAUUAUAUAUAUAUAGAUAUCUAAAACGCAAAGAUGCUGAUGUAACAGAUUAUAUCUAUAUAUUUAAUAUAUCCUGUCGCUAUAGAGAAAUCAUAUUCUUUAAUAAGAGAUAUAUACAUUUAUACAUAUAUAUGUUUACACACACGCGUAUAUAUAGAUAUACAUAUGCAUAUAUGUGUAUAUAAACAUAUACAUAUACAUGUGUAUAUAUACAUAUAUGUCUACUUAGAAAUCAUAAAAGUCAUUUAAAGUUAUAAACUUUAUAAGUUACAUCAGUCUUGUAGAACAAAUUUUUUUCUAAGAAUAUAUUAUUAUGUUACAAACGCUCCUUCAGGGUUUUCAAAGGAUGUGUAUACAUAUGUACAUAUAAAUUUGAAUAUAUACGAACAGUUAUGCAGGUUGAAGCUUGUACCAUAUGAUGAGAGUGCUGUUCUGUUGCUAUAAAUACGUAAAAGAGACACCUACCUUUGUUACCACUGGUUGUUAAAAUAUAUAAUAAUGCAAUAUUUAUUUAUAAAA